GGGGCCGGUCUCGGGCGCUCGGUGCCACCGAGGCUUUCUGUCCCGCUUCGGCCGCCGUCGGCUUCCCUUUCGGCCCCGUCCUCCGCCUCCCGGCGCGUCCGCUUGGCCCACCGCUCCGGCCCCGCCCGCCAUAUAGCCGCCGCCGCUGCCGCCGCCUUUGGAGGGAAGAGAGAGCGACGGACGCACGCAGGCAUGGAAACCAUGGCGAGCCCAGCAAAAGAGAACAAUUACAGAAUGAAGAGCUACAAAAACAAGGCACUGAACCCCGAGGAGAUGCGCCGGAGGAGAGAAGAAGAAGGGAUACAGCUACGCAAACAGAAGCGGGAGCAGCAGCUCUUUAAACGAAGAAAUGUGGAGCUAAUUAAUGAAGAUGCUGCUAUGUCUGACAGUCCUCAUGUAGACUCAUUUGUCAGUUCCACCACAGGUGGGGAAGGUGUAAUCACAAGGGAGAUGGUGGAAAUGCUGUUCUCCGAGGACCCUGAUCUUCAGCUACUAACUACCCAGCGCUUCAGGAAACUGCUUUCAAAAGAGCCCAAUCCUCCAAUAGAUGAAGUGAUCAAUACUCAGGGUGUGGUGGACAGGUUUGUGGAGUUCCUCAAAAAAAGUGAAAACUGCACAUUGCAGUUUGAAGCUGCAUGGGCAUUAACAAACAUUGCCUCGGGCACUUCACUACAAACCAAAAUAGUAAUAGAAGCUGGAGCAGUUCCGAUCUUCAUUGAAUUGUUGAGCUCUGAUUUUGAAGAUGUCCAAGAGCAGGCUGUUUGGGCACUGGGGAACAUUGCUGGAGACAGUUCUGCCUGCCGUGAUUACGUCCUCAACUGUGGCAUCCUCCCUCCCUUGUUGUUACUCCUCACAAAAUCCACCAGGUUGACAAUGACACGAAAUGCUGUCUGGGCCUUGUCAAACUUGUGCAGAGGGAAAAACCCACCCCCUGAAUUUGAGAAGGUGUCAUCGUGUUUGCCAGUCUUGUCACGCUUACUCUUCAGCAGUGACUCAGACUUGCUGGCAGAUGCAUGCUGGGCCCUCUCCUACCUGUCGGAUGGCCCCAAUGAGAAAAUCCAGGCUGUAAUAGAUUCAGGGGUGUGUCGGCGACUGGUGGAACUGCUGAUGCACAGUGAUUACAAGGUGGCCUCCCCAGCUUUGCGAGCUGUUGGCAACAUUGUGACGGGGGAUGAUAUCCAGACCCAGGUGAUCCUGAAUUGCUCAGCUUUGCCUUGUCUCCUUCAUCUACUCAGCAGCUCCAAAGAGUCUAUCCGGAAAGAAGCUUGCUGGACGAUCUCCAACGUAACAGCGGGGAACAGCGCUCAGAUACAGGCAGUCAUAGAUGCCAACAUUUUCCCAGUGCUGAUCGAGAUCUUGCAGAAGGCUGAAUUUCGCACAAGAAAAGAAGCUGCUUGGGCAAUCACAAAUGCAACAUCGGGAGGAACCCCAGAGCAGAUCAAGUAUUUAGUCAAUCUUGGCUGCAUCAAGCCCCUGUGUGACCUUCUGACUGUCAUGGACUCCAAGAUCGUUCAAGUGGCCCUGAAUGGCCUGGAGAACAUUUUGCGACUGGGUGAACAGGAGGCCAAGCAGAAUGGCUCUGGCAUCAACCCCUAUUGCAGCCUCAUUGAGGAAGCUUAUGGCUUGGAUAAAAUAGAGUUUCUCCAGAGCCAUGAAAACCAAGAGAUCUACCAGAAAGCCUUUGAUCUGAUUGAGCACUACUUUGGCAUCGAUGACGACGACUCCACUUUGGCUCCCCAGGUAGACGAGGCCCAGCAGCAGUUUAUAUUCCAGCAACCAGAGGCCCCCAUGGAAGGCUUCCAGCUAUAACAUGUGUGCAGAGUGGGGGAAGGGGGGAGAACAUCGUAACUUUGUUGGAAAGUUAACUGCAGAGAGCCUUCACACCCCCAGCCGUGUUCUCUUCUCAGCCAAACAAAAGGCUGCAAAGUGCCCACUCCACCUGUUACAAAACAGCUUUCUCCUUCACUGACACAUGGCAGCAGUACUUCGCGCUCAUGAAGAAGAAGAAGCAGAAGAAGAGAGAUUCUUACACACAAUACAUUUUUUUUCUUUUUGCUGCUGCACAUGUGUGUCAAAAAAGCAGGUGCUGAGGUGGAUGAAAGUGGAGGUGUAAAUCAGUUACACCUUCUAGUGUGUGGUUUUCCUCUGGGGUUUUUUGUGUUGGUUUUUCCUCAAAUGUGUAUCUUCAUUUGGGUACUUGAGAGAUGACUUUUUUCCAGUGGGAGAAGGCAAAAUAACUUAGAUCACAACCAAGGAAUUUAAUCCUGGAUGCUUGGGUUCAACUAUUUAAAAAAAAAUUCUUUUUUGCACAUCUUGAUUUUUAUUAAAGACUCUUGAUUGAUCUGCCAAAAGCAGCACUUUGGCCCUCAUUGUUCUGUGUCCCCCCGCCCCCCGAAACCCUCUUGCCAAACAGCACCUUUUCAAGGGAUUUGGGCCAAGUUACUGCUGCUCCUGCCCCCUCCGCAAAAAUAUUCCUGUACCCAGAUGCAGGAAAAGUUGGACAGCCCCAUCCCACCAGGCAUCGGAAAGACUGUCCUUCAUGGAGGGAUUCUUUUCUGAACUGCUUCAGAAUUCAAACAGUGCAGCAGUUCCCACUGUCUCCGGAAGGCCCAGUCUAAGGAAGAGGAAGAGGCCUAGGUUAAAAGGACUCAAAGCACAGCUAACCAUGAAGGUGGGCUUCUCUUACAUUUGCUACUGACUGAAGUGUUGAACUGGUGGAGGAAACCUCAUCCUGCAUCUUUACUUGAAGAAAAAUUUCAAACCUUAUUGAAGCCUUUUGGUUCCAUGUCAUUUAUUUUGAAAGGAAUUCUUUCCCUUUUUUGGGGUCUUGGCUGGCUGGGGUGGGGACAAACCUGACAUGUUUCCUGGAGCAGGUCUUGCGCCUGCACUGCACUUGGUGCACAAUCUGCUCUCAGCUCAAAGAGUCACGUGGCCUGUGUUUUCUCAGAAUUACCUCCUGCUCAACUGUGUCGUAUACAUUCUACUUCAAAAUGAAGAAGAGAAAGCUCUGUAUUUUUUAUAUAUUAUAUAUACACGUAGAUAUUUGUCUAAUUUGGUCUCCAGAGGGGGGGAACUAUAAUUCUUCUAAGGUAUAUAUUAGGAUACUGUGUGGCAGGCCUGCCUAGGAACACAUGGCCAUGAAAACCUCUUUGGUUAUCUUGAGUUCUCCUUCUACCUACUGUAGGAAGUGCCAGAUUAGUUGAACUCCCUUUACCAGGUAUAGAUUACUUGGCCAAGGCAAACUAUCAGCUUAUUUCUGCGAUGGGGAAUGGCCCCUUCAGAUUGCUUAAAUGCUUAUGGUAUGCACAUAUCCCCUCCCCCUUUUCUUCUUCUCACUCGCCGACAUUUGAAUUCAGGGUUCCCAAAGCAUUCAAGAAGAGAAGUUCAGGCAGGUGUGAAGCUAGAUAAGAAACCUUGGGCUGCAUUUUGUAAUAGAGAUUUGCUCUUUGUUGUUUAAAAGGAAAAAAAAAGUGAAACAAAUGCCAAGGAAACUAAUAAACUACAUCUGUGCAUUCAGUGAUUGCAAUCCAGAUAA
Molecule: messenger RNA, 3535 nt
Organism: Podarcis raffonei (Aeolian wall lizard)
Lineage: Eukaryota; Metazoa; Chordata; Lepidosauria; Squamata; Lacertidae
Gene: KPNA6
Product: karyopherin subunit alpha 6
Exons: 14
Coding region: 193-1809 (538 amino acids)
Biological process (GO): NLS-bearing protein import into nucleus
Cellular component (GO): nucleus; cytoplasm; nucleoplasm
Molecular function (GO): protein binding; nuclear import signal receptor activity
Source: RefSeq, a predicted model, not a curated record